Nematolebias whitei (Rio pearlfish) is the source of this 6623-nucleotide messenger RNA. It is a transcript of the gene dysf, whose product is annotated as dysferlin, limb girdle muscular dystrophy 2B (autosomal recessive). The record is from RefSeq and is a predicted model, not a curated record. Gene Ontology annotation, cellular component: T-tubule; cytoplasmic vesicle; membrane. Gene Ontology annotation, molecular function: calcium-dependent phospholipid binding; calcium ion binding. Gene Ontology annotation, biological process: T-tubule organization; macrophage activation involved in immune response; vesicle fusion. Lineage: Eukaryota; Metazoa; Chordata; Actinopteri; Cyprinodontiformes; Rivulidae.
GACUGUAAAGCCAUGCUGCGUGUGUUUAUUCUGUGUGCAGAGCGUCUCCACACUCCGGACGAUGACAUCAGCGACGCCUACUGCAGCGUCACGUAUGAAGGGUCCAAGAAGAAGACAAAGGUCAUCAAAAACAACCCCAACCCUGUUUGGAACGAAGGUUUUGAAUGGGAUCUGAAGGGGGUUCCUCUGGACUCUGCAGCGGAGAUCCAUUGUGUCGUCAAAGACCAUGAGAAAAUGGGACGAAACAGGUUCUUGGGGGAAUGCUGGUUGGCUCUCAGAGACGUCCUCAACUCUCCUAACUUGGCCGCCACCUUCACCAUGUCUUUGUUGGACACCAAGAGGAACAACACGGGGGCCACCCUGACCCUGCAGAUCUCCUACAUCCCUCCUCCAGGAUCAGCUCCAAUCUUCCAGCCGCCCCCCCAGCCAGAGUCCCUGCCCCAUAUCAACCCCAGUGUGGAACUGGACACCGUUACAAUGAUUUCUCUGGACACUUUCUGCGAGGAAGAUACCGAGAGUAUGAUAAUGGUGGAGCCUGCAGAGGAACCGGGGCCUGAUGACAGUCGUUCCAUGGUGAUUGUUGGUCCUCAGGGGCCUCCUGGACAGGAGUCUCCCACCGCACAUACACCCAAACGCUCACCACCGGCCUACAACGCCCACGGUGGACUGAAGAAGAGGAGGAGAGGCUCGGGCAGUCAGCCCAAACCUCUGCCCAACAAACCUCAGGACAUACAGGUCCGUGUGCGUGUCAUCGAGGCGAGACAGUUACCAGGCAUCAACAUCAAACCCGUCGUCAAGGUAACCGUCGCUGGACAAUCCAAGAGGACUCGCAUUCGAAAAGGCACCAACCCGGUGUUUGAUGAGACGUUCUUCCUGAACUUUUUUGAAAGUCCCUCUGACCUGUUUGACGAACCGAUCUUCAUCACUGUUUGUGACUCUCGCUCCCUGAGAACUGAUGCAAUCAUUGGUGAAUUCAAGCUGGAUGUGGGCACCGUAUACAAUGAGCACAGACACUGUUUCUUGAGGAAAUGGUUGCUGCUGUGUGACCCCGAUGACCUAUCUGCUGGGGUUAAAGGUUACCUGAAGGUCAGCUUGUUCGUAUUGGCAGCUGGAGAUGAGCCACCGGCGGAUAAACGUGAGUGCGUUGAAGAAAAGGAGGACAUUGAGGGAAACCUGCUGAGACCUGCCGGUCUUUCUCUGAGAGGAGCCGUCUUUUCUCUGAGGAUCUUCAGAGCUGAAGACCUGCCACAAAUGGACGACGCCUUUAUGGACGGGAUGAGGCGGAUCCUCGGGUAUGAUUCUAACAGGAAGAACUUGGUGGAUCCAAUGGUGGAAAUCCACUUUGCUGGCAAAACGGUCUGCACCAAAAUUUUGGAGAAAAACGCCAAUCCACAGUGGAACCAGAACUUGGCGAUGCCCAUUAGAUUUCCCUCCAUGUGUGAGAAGAUGAGGAUUCGAAUUCUCGACUGGGAUAGAGCCAGUCAUAAUGACGUCAUCGGCACUACUCACCUCUGCGUGUCCAAGAUCUCUGCCCCAGGAGGAGAAAUAGAUGAUGACAUGAGUCCUCGGAGCGUCCACUCUGGCAUCGAUGACAGUCUUGGUUUCCUGCCGACGUUUGGUCCAUGUUUCAUCAACCUGUAUGGGAGCCCCAGAGAGUUCACCGCCUUCAACGACCCUCAUGAGGCUCUAAACCUCGGAAAAGGGGAAGGCGUGGCAUACCGAGGAAGAGUUUUACUCCAACUGACCACGAAGCUGGUGGACAAGCUGGAGCAGAAAUCUGAAGACAUCCCUUCAGACGAUCUGCUGGUGGUGGAGAAGUUUCUGAGGAAGAGGAAGUUUUCUCUCUUCGUAGCGUUUUACUCGGCCACGCUCCUCCAGGACGUCGACGAUGCUAUCCAGUUUGAGGUCAGCAUUGGUAACUACGGCAACAAGUUCGACUACACCUGCCUCCCUCUGGCCUCCACCACGCAGUUCAGCCGCGCCGUGUUCGACGGCUGUCAUUACUACUACCUGCCGUGGGGAAACAUCAAGCCGGUGGUGGUUCUGUCCUCUGAGUGGGAAGAUAUCCGUCCGAGGAUUGAGGCUCUCAACAUGCUGCUGACCAUCAUUGACCACCUGGAGGCAAACCUGCGUCGGGUGCAGCUGGAAGUGAAGACCAGCAGCGAUCUGGACGAGGUGGAGCUGCGUGUGGUCGAGCUCUUGGAUCAGCUGAUCGCAGACUGCAGUGAGGAGCUGCCCUCCUUGGAGCAGUGGCAGUGUGCGACUCCUCUGGACCGCUCUCUGAGACACAUUCGAAGCCUCCACCUGCAACAGAUCGUAGCCGCAGCUCUGGCUCUGAAACACGGGCCUGAAACCGAGCUCUCCACGGUUCUGGAGCAGGCCGAGGACUGGGCCAACAGACUCAAGAACAUGGCUGAGGAGCCCCAGAACAGUCUUCCAGAUAUCGUGAUCUGGAUGCUGCAGGGUGACCGCCGGGUGGCAUACCACCGAAUCCCGGCGCACACCGUCCUCUUCUCUCAGGAACAUUGUGGGAAACACUGCGGACAGCUGCAGAACGUCUUCCUCAAGUGCCCGCAGGGCAGCGGAGGAGAAGCCAAACUUCCCGGUCAGCUGAGGGUGAAAGUUUGGUUCGGAUUGGCCGCGGACGCCAAACACUUCAACCAAUACGCCGAAGGAAAACUGUCCGUCUUUGCCGAGACGUAUGAGAACCAGACUCGGCUCGCCCUGGUCGGGAGCUGGGGAACGACGGGGCUAACGUAUCCCAAGUUCAGCGACGUCACCGGAAGAGUGAAGCUGCCCAAAGAGAGUUUCAAACCCUCACCUGGAUGGAACUGGGCUGGAGACUGGUUCAUCAGCCCCGAGAGGACGCUGCUGUUUGACGCAGACGCCGGUCACAUGACCUUCACAGAGGAGGUGUUUGAAAACCAGAUGAGGUUGCUGGGCGGACAGUGGAUCGGCAUGCCCGAGGGCUACACCGAUGUGAACGGAGAGAAAGCGGUGCCGAAAGACGAGGUGGAGUGUCCUCCGGGCUGGGCGUGGGAGGAGGUGGAGUGGAGCGAAGACUUCAACAGAGCUGUCGACGAUCAAGGUUGGGAGUACGGCAUCACCAUCCCUCCAGACCGCCGGCCCAAGGCCUGGGUUCCUGCGGAGAAGAUGUACCACACCAACCGGAGGAGACGGUGGAUUCGGAUGAGACGACGGGACCAGCAGAAGAUGGAAGCUCUCAGGAAGCAGCGCCCGAACGAGGCGGACCGGGAGGGCUGGGAGUACGCCUCGCUGUUCGGCUGGAACUUCCACCUGAAGCCCCGGAAGACCGACAGCUUCAGGAGGCGCAGGUGGAGGUGCCGCAUGGAGCCGCUGGAGAAGACCGGACCGGCGGCCAUCUUUGCUCUGGAGUGCUCUCUGAGCAGCGUAGAGGACAAACACGACGACAAGUCGGUCACGACCACUUUUGGUGUCAACAGACCAACAAUUUCCUGUUUCUUUGACCAGGCCACCCGGUACCACCUGCGCUGCUACAUGUAUCAAGCCCGAGACCUGCUGGCCAUGGACAAAGACAGCUUCUCAGACCCCUACGCCAUCGUGUCCUUCCUCCAUCAGUCCCAGAGGACGGUGACCGUCCGCAACACCCUCAAUCCCACCUGGGACCAGACGCUCAUCUUCUACGAGGUGGAGAUCUUCGGGGACCCCGAGGCGACGAUGGCCAACCCACCCAACAUCGUGGUGGAGCUUUAUGACGAGGAUACUUACGGAGCGGAUGAGUUCAUGGGUCGCUGCGUGUGCCAGCCGUCCCUGAGUCCCUCGCCUCGACUCGCCUGGUUCCCAAUCCACAGAGGAGACAAGAGCGCCGGCGAUCUGUUGGCGGCCUUCGAGCUCAUACGCAGAGAAAAGCCAUCGGUUCACCACCUUCCAGGACUCGAGGGGGACUUUGUUGGGUCAACCCAAGUACUGGAUGAGUUGUUUCCAGGAUUCCUCUCUGAAAACCUGCAGCAGCAAUGGCCGGAGGAGUCGGACCUUCCAUACCCACCACCUCAGAAAGAGCCCAACGUCUUUAUGGUUCCUCAGGGAAUCAAACCGGUUCUGCAAAGAACAUCUUAGCGUGGGGUGUUCGAAGCCUUAAGAGCUUCCAGUUGGCGAGCGUUACGUCUCCGAGCUUGCAGGUGGAAUGUGGGGGCACCACAGUCCAGAGCUGUGUCAUCCGCAGCAUGAAGAAAAAGCCGAACUUCGACAUCAAUACACUUGUCCUUGAUGUGAGACUUCCCCGCGAGGAGCUCUACAUGCCGCCGAUUGUCAUCAAAGUCAUUGACAACCGUCAGUUUGGGAGGAAGCCCGUAGUCGGUCAGUGCACCAUCCGGUCGCUCGAGGAGUACCGUUGCGUUCUCGAGGAGGAGCAAGCGCAAGAUGAGGAGGAAGAGGUGGAGGAUGGAUGGAGACGUGAGACGCCCCAGUUCUCCACCAGCGAGGUCUUUAUUGACGUAGAUGAUCAGGAGCCGCUUGUUCCUGACCAGCUUGCAGAUGGAGCCAGUUCAGCUAUCAUUAACCUUUCAACCUCUACUUCCAGCCUUCAUGUGUUGCAGUGGGUGGAGGAGUCCAUUGACUGGUGGAGUAAGUUUUACGCAUCCGUCGGAGAUAACAACAAGUGUGGGACGUAUCUGGAGAAAGGCUUCGACACACUGAAGGUGUACGACCAGGAGCUGGAGAAGGUGGAGGGUUUUGAAGGUCUCUCUGAUUUCUGCCAAACGUUCAAACUGUUCAGAGGGAAAACUCAAGACGAAGGAGACGACCCAUCUGUGGUCGGAGAGUUCAAGGGCAUGUUUAAGAUCUACCCGCUGCCUGAUGACCCCUCGGCUCCCGCCCCCCACAGACGCUUCAGGAAGCUGCCCCCCAACGGCAUCGAGGAGUGUUUGGUUCGGGUCUACGUCGUCCAGGCUCAGGGCCUGCAGCCCAAAGACGCCAACGGGAAGUGCGACCCUUACGUGAAGAUCACUUUGGGGAAAAAGACCCUCAACGAUCAUGAAAGCUACGUCCCGUGCACUCUGGACCCCGUCUUCGGAAAGAUGUUCGAGCUCACCUGCUCCCUCCCUCUGGAGAAGGACCUGCGGGUGAUGCUCUACGACCACGACGUGCUCACCAAAGACGAGAAGAUCGGCGAGACCGUGAUCGACCUGGAGAACCGCUUCCUGUCCAAACACGGAGCCCUGUGCGGCCUGCCGCAGACCUACUGCGCGUCGGGGGUGAACCAGUGGCGGGACCAGCUGACGCCCAGGCAGCUGCUGAACAGACUGUGUGAGCGGCGAAACCUGAAGAAACCCGUGUAUGACGAGGACACGGUCUGCUUCAGAGGACAGAGAUACACGGCUGCAGACCUCGAGGACAAACAUGUGUCCAAACGUUACCUCGGCCCGAUUAAAGAGAGACUGUCCCUUCACAUAUUAAGGAAAAUGGGUCUGGUACCAGAACACGUAGAGACCAGAGCCCUUUACAGCCCUCUGCAGCCUGACAUCGAGCAGGGGCGGGUGAUGAUGUGGGUGGACCUUUUCCCCAAAUCUCUGGGACCACCUGGACCUCCGUUCAACGUCACACCACGCAAGGCCAGAAAGUUCCUCCUGCGCUGCAUCAUCUGGAACACCAGUGACGUCCUCCUGGACGACGUCAGCAUCAGCGGGGAGAAGAUGAGCGACAUCUACGUCAAAGGCUGGCUGGACGGGCACGAGCACAACAAGCAGAAGACGGACGUCCACUACCGCUCCCUGGGCGGAGAGGGAAACUUUAACUACAGGUUCCUGUUUCCCUUCCACUAUUUACCGGCAGAGCAGCUGUGUGUCGUCGACAAGAAGGAGCACUUCUGGAGUUUGGAUAAAGCCGAGACCAAACUGGUGCCUAAGCUGACCAUCCAGAUCUGGGACAACGACAAGUUCUCCUUUGACGACUACCUGGGCCACCUGGUGAUGGACCUGAACCACAUGCUGCGUCCAGCCAAGUCUCCAGAGAAAUGCACCCUUCAGCUUCUGGACCAGCCGGCGGACAAACUGGUGUCUCUGUUUGAGCAAAAGACGGUAAAAGGAUGGUGGCCCUGCACCUGCAACAUGAACGGCGAGAAGAUCAUUGCUGGGAAAGUGGAAAUGUCUCUGGAGAUCGUGACGGAGCAGGAGCAGGAGGAAAGACCAGCCGGCCUCGGCAGAGACGAGCCCAACAUGAACCCUCACCUGGAGGAACCUCAGCGACCGGAGACGUCCUUCCUGUGGUUUUCUUCUCCCUACAAAACCCUCAGGUUCAUUGUGUGGAGACGGUUCAAGUGGCUCAUCGUCCUCUUCAUCGUCCUCUUCUUCGUCGUCCUCUUUCUGGGUGUCUUCCUCUACGCCUUCCCGAACUACGCUGCCAUGAAGAUGGUUGGACCGUUUGGACCAGCCAAGUCUAACGAGUGAUGAAGAAGGAAGAAGUGAUGGAGGCUUUGGACUCUGUUUUCUUCAGAUCCGGUCGGACGUUUGGGUCUUUCAUGCUGGAAAAACGUUUCAGAGUUCAGCGCAUGCAUCCUCCGUCCUCAGAAAAACUCGUCCACAUGAUAAUCUGCAGUUUUUAAACUUUAAUGUUUAAAAUAAAAUAAACGUUUUUCUAUAAUUAUC